Messenger RNA from Folsomia candida, 1032 nucleotides. RefSeq lists its product as uncharacterized. The transcript is spliced from 5 exons. Lineage: Eukaryota; Metazoa; Arthropoda; Collembola; Entomobryomorpha; Isotomidae. The coding region runs from base 19 to 960 and encodes 313 amino acids. The record is from RefSeq and is a predicted model, not a curated record.
CAAGGAUCAAAUGUGUUCAUGUUUGGCUUGGAUAAUUGUAAAUUACCGUUUUAUUUCGCGUGCUAUGCGGACUUGGUACCGGGGAAGAAACGGGUCGAGAGUGUUCAUAAAACAGAGAAAAUCAUGGAGAAAAUAGUGGCUAAAAAGGAGAUUGUAGAAAAACCGUGUUAUUACGACGACGUGCCGAAAUUGGAUUUAAAAAUUCCUGGACUUGAACCGAGUAUGAUUUUAAAAUUGCAAGAAUUGGUUGUUAAAUAUUCGCUACAGGAUGGAAGAUAUGCUCCGAAAAUGGCCCCUCCAAGUUGGCGAUACAAUUUAAUCGACAUUUUAUCCAAACUAACAAAGAAAAUCUGUCCAACGUAUCAAGUUUCUCACGAGUUUUUAAACAUAAUGUGGAACAUGAUUCACAUUUAUUGGCAUCAAAUCAAACCCGAUGAAAUUAAUAUAAAAAUCGAUGAGGAUUUCUGGAUUAGAAAAAUUUCCGAGUUACAAAAUUGCUCCCUUGAAAUCGUCAAUGGAGGGUUUUACAUGGAGGGGAGGGGCGAUUUUGCAAUGAGCGUUGAGGGAAUGGAGAUCCUUGUCCGAGAAGAAAUUGUUGAUCUUGACAUGGAUUUGGACAUGGUUAUGGAUUCAUUUUGGUUCAUGUUCCAAACCAGCGUCGGAGCUUGCUAUCCUUUUCAGAUUCAUAAUCAGACCAAUUGGAUCGUGGAAUAUUUCACUAAAUUCAAAGUGGACGUUUUGUUUCCGCUGAUGUUUCGGUGGUCGCUGCCAAACGACGUGACUGACGAGUACGGGUUGUUUAUCGGUGAUGUGGAUGUUAAAAGAGCGGUUUACAACUUGAGAGUCUGCUCCACGGCGACGUUUGCAUUGAAUUCGAUUAGUGACAGGCAACUAGCGAGGCCGAUGGGGUUUGGGGGUGGGAUGGAAAAUGAGUUUGCCCAUCUGGAGAUGGGUGCGUAGAGAGUGCAUUUAUGUAAUUGUUAUGUAAAUGUUAUAUAAUAAUAAACACGUGACAGAGUUGUGUUAGGUGAA